Messenger RNA from Hemibagrus wyckioides, 8384 nucleotides. RefSeq names its product RAR-related orphan receptor A, paralog a (gene roraa). The transcript has 11 exons. Gene Ontology annotation, molecular function: zinc ion binding; nuclear receptor activity; RNA polymerase II cis-regulatory region sequence-specific DNA binding. The record is from RefSeq and is a predicted model, not a curated record. Gene Ontology annotation, cellular component: nucleus. Gene Ontology annotation, biological process: regulation of transcription by RNA polymerase II. The coding region runs from base 198 to 1757 and encodes 519 amino acids. Lineage: Eukaryota; Metazoa; Chordata; Actinopteri; Siluriformes; Bagridae.
UCAGACCCACACACCCUCCUGCUUCCACUCGCCUUUUCUUUUUUUUUUUUUUUUUUAAACAAUUCUUACUUCGGCUGUAAAUUUACCCAGGCACACGAAGCGUCUCAGCUCGAAAUCUCAUCGCGACGGCUCGUGAUAUCGCAAGCGGUACAUUAUUCUUAGAUCGAAAAAAAAUAUAUAGCAUUCUGAAAUACAACAUGGAGUCGCCUCCUGAUCCGACGAGCGAGCCGGGUAAGAGCGCCUCCGAGGCGGCGAGCGCGGUCCGGGAGAGCCCGCUGAACCUGGACGCUCUGCGGAAAGCCGAGCACCAAGCGCCGGUGCGCAGACACAGCUGCUCCAGCACCAACAGAGGUAUUUCAGUAACAAAGAAGACACAUACUUCUCAAAUUGAAAUUAUUCCCUGCAAGAUCUGUGGAGACAAAUCAUCAGGCAUCCAUUACGGUGUGAUAACAUGUGAGGGCUGUAAGGGUUUCUUCAGGAGGAGUCAGCAGAGCAAUGCGGCAUAUUCGUGCCCACGUCAAAAGAACUGCCUGAUCGACCGUACCAGCCGAAACCGCUGCCAGCACUGCAGGCUGCAGAAGUGUCUGGCCGUGGGCAUGUCACGGGACGCGGUGAAGUUCGGGCGCAUGUCAAAGAAGCAGCGGGACAGCCUGUAUGCCGAGGUGCAGAAGCAUCGUCUCCAGCAGCAGCAAAGGGAGCAGCAGCAGCAGCCGGGCGAGGCCGAGCCGCUCACGCCCACCUACGGUCUCUCAGCAAACGGCCUCACCGAGCUGCACGAUGAGUUGAGCGGCUACAUGGACGGCCACACGGCCGACGGCACCAAGCCUGACUCGGGCGUCAGCAGCUUCUACCUAGACAUCCAGCCCUCGCCCGACCAGUCUGGCCUGGACAUCAACGGCAUCAAGCCCGAGCCUAUCUGCGACUUCACACCAGCCUCAGGCUUCUUCCCGUACUGCUCCUUCAGCAACGGCGAGACCUCCCCCACCGUCUCCAUGGCCGAGCUAGAGCAUCUGGCCCAGAAUAUCUCCAAGUCCCACAUGGAGACAUGUCAGUAUCUGAGAGAGGAGCUGCAGCAGAUGACCUGGCAGGCCUUCCUGCAGGAGGAGAUGGAGAGCUACCAGAACAAGCCCAGAGAAGUCAUGUGGCAGUUGUGUGCCAUUAAAAUCACAGAGGCCAUCCAGUAUGUGGUGGAGUUCGCCAAGCGUAUCGACGGCUUCAUGGAGCUCUGUCAGAACGAUCAGAUCGUGCUGCUCAAAGCAGGCUCUUUGGAGGUGGUGUUUGUCCGAAUGUGUCGUGCCUUUGACCCUCAAAACAACACGGUCUAUUUCGAUGGGAAGUAUGCUGGCCCUGAUGUGUUUAAGUCAUUAGGUUGUGACGACUUGAUCAGCUCCAUCUUUGAGUUUGGAAAAAACUUGUGUUCUAUGCACCUGUCUGAGGACGAGCUCGCCCUGUUCUCAGCGUUUGUGUUGAUGUCUGCAGACCGCUCCUGGCUCCAGGAGAAAGUGAAGGUGGAGAAGCUACAGCAGAAGAUCCAGCUGGCCCUUCAGCAUGUCCUGCAGAAGAAUCACAGAGAGGAUGGCAUACUAACAAAGUUAAUAUGCAAAGUGUCGACCCUGCGAGCGCUGUGCAGCAGGCAUACAGAGAAGCUGACCGCUUUCAAAGCAAUAUACCCGGACAUUGUGCGUACCCACUUCCCGCCCUUAUACAAGGAGCUCUUUGGAUCAGACUUUGAGCAGUCCAUGCCUGUGGACGGGUAGCGGCCCCUUCGUCCGGCCCGCUCCGAGGGGCCACAAACACCGUGGGGAAUGUCGAGCAUGAAUCUGAGACACUUUACCAGUGCCCUGCACAUACACACAUACACAACACACACACAUACACAAACAAAAAACAGGACAGCUUACCUGCUGCACACACUUUCCUUUUUUUUGUUGUUGUUGUUGUUGUUGUUGUUGUUGUUUUCCUUCGGGAGGGGGGCGGGUGUGGGGUACAGCAAGAUAACUUUUAUUUGGAGGGUUGAUUUUGUGAGGUUUAUCCCCUCCUUUUUUGACACAAGUGGGAGAUCGGGAGGGCCCCAGGGAAAGGAUAAGGAGAUGAAGAUGCUUGUUCUCUCUCUCUCUCCUUUUCUCUCUCUCUCUCCUUCUCUCUUUCUUUCUCUCAGUCUGUCUGGCUGAACCUGAAGCACUCAUGCAUACGACUCCAGAACGGUCCCAUGACGAUUUCUCCAAAUGAUUGCCAGAAAUGGUGUUUCCUAAAAACCUGCUAUAGUAUCAAACCUUUAAAUUCUUCAUGGAAAGCAUGAUGAACCAUUAUUUCUUUGGAUUAUUCUGCAAAAUUGGUCUGAUUUUAAAGAAAGACAAAUGUUGUCAACGAGCCAAAUUCGGGCUACUUUCAUUCCCAAAUUAAAAAAAAAACAUUAUGCAUGAAUUGUGGCCAGUGCAUUAGGCAUGUGCCCAGUUUGGUCACCUCUCUACUCUUUCUAUCUUUUGCUGUGAAGCUGCUGCUCAGAAUGUAAACCAGACGGUGAAAGAGGUCAUAAGAGAAGCGCCAGAUGAGGAGAGAGAGAGAGAGAGAGAGAGAAUGAACAGGAGAGCGAAUGGAGAGAAAGAGAAAACAUGGGGCACGUGGAACGGAGCCGUCUGCGUGAGGUGACACUGAACUGACGCCUUUCUAAGGACAAUCGUUUAAAAAAAAUAAUAAAACAAAGAGAGAGAGAGAGAUAGAAGAAAGGAGAAAAAUAGGUAGAAUUCUGGUAAUUCUAGUUUUUAAAAAGAAAAAAAAAUGCAAUUACUUUUAGCUGUCAAGCACUUCAUCCAGCGUGGUUGCUUAGUGAGAUCAUUUAAGGCCAUCUGCUAUUAAAUCCUUUUUCUGGACAGAUUAUGGCAGUUUAACUGAGCACACCGCCAACAACCCAAGGGUCCAUUCCACCUGUUUUCUAAAUGUGCUACAGGGUAUACGGUCAUAAGUACUUACUAUACAGAAAAAGAAAAGUAAUGUUUAUAGAAUCUAUUUUAAAUAACAUGUAUGAUAAUAGUAGCUAGACUAUUCUUAAUUGUCAAGAAUUGAUAAGGCACUUUUCUUUGCACCUUUCUUUAAUUUAAGACUUGUAUAUUUACCUAGUGAUGUGUGUUGCAUGUGCAAGCGGAAAUACAAGCGAAAAACCACCGACUCACAGAGGCUACAUGCUGGAAGCUCCUACAGGUGUGUGUGUGUGUGUGUGUGUGUGUGUGUGUGUGUGUGUGUGAGAGGAUAAGAUCAGUGCUGGGUAAAGGCUGACAGAGAGGUGUAUAGAUAGGGUUUUCGGCUCAGAUUUACAGAAGGAGAAGCAAGGCUGAACCUGAUCCCAGAUCAGCAUGUUCUACGACACUGCCGGUCUGUCUAAUAACUCUAUGUCAUGAAUUUUCAGCACAAAUGUAAAGCACAAUAAUGUGUGGAAGCAGGAGCUGGGGUUUAGAAUCAUAAGUCUGCACCGCGAGGAGCAAGUCAAUGGUUCCAUCUAGUGGUGAAGAUCCCACAGCAUCUCUCAGCAUCUUCACCGAUAACUGCAGUAUUCGUGAUACAGCAUGCAGACCUUCCUGUGUUCAUUCUGCAUCUGUAGGACAGCCAGGCCUUGGUUCUCACACGGCUUCUCUCGGCAGCAGCCUUUGCCCGACUGUACUGGUAGAAAGGAGAGUUAAAGAAUCAGAAACCUAUUCAAAGCCUUGUCUGGUAGUAAAACUUCUAUUUUUCUAAUCUGUACAGUGCAUAAGCUGAUGAAAAGAAGGCGAAGGAGAGAAAGGAAGUGAGAUUAUAAAGCACUUAUUCCUGCAAUAAUUCGAUUUUUUUUGUGUGUCUUUCCUUUUUAUUUUAGUAGUGUCGGUGCUUUAUUAUUUUCCCCCCUGAAUGCGUAACUGUCGUCCGAUUGUCCAGUCUCAGCCCUUUCAAGCGUGCCAUAGCGGUUUCCCCUGAUGUUGUGUCCACAGAACAUUCCAGUGAAAUUAGAACGUGAUGCAAAACACCACCACACCCAUGAACAAACGUUUCUGCUGGUCGUUCUCAUCCUAGUCAUCCUGUUCCCCCACACCACCUCUCACCAUGCUCCUUAUACAAUAUACAGUGUAUUUUCCUCAGGGAAGAGUUGUACUUCUAACUCUGUUUGACUCAGUUAACAUUCAUUUUUAUGAGAUAAUGAUGAUGAUGAUUGGUCCUUCCUGCCCUCCGUUAUUUCCUGUAUCUACAUUCUCGAAAUAUAAAGCACAGUAACGUUAGCAGGGUCAUCAAAUGCACGGCUCAUUAAACGACAUUUUACCUGUUUAACAUUAAAACCCGUUUCAAUAAUCACCUCGAUUCAGUGCAUCUGAGAUGUAUUUGAUUGAUUGUUGCUGGCCAGAGAUCAAACAUUCAUCAAAGCUGUGAAUGACAAUCCAGCAGAACAUUGGGAAUUGGCAGCACGUGGACUUAAAUACCAAAUGCUCAGGGAGAACAUUUUACUUAAUAAAAAGUACCGGGGCAGAUGAUUUCUGUAACGUAGCAGCAUCAUAAGCAUCAUUUUUUGUCCGUUAGUGUUUUGAUUUUUGUUUUUGUUUUUUUUAGAAGUACUUCUCUGGUCAGUGUGUAAGCUUCACUGACCCGUAAAAGAUCCCACACAUCUCAUCACAUCUCAGAAACACCAACAGCUGGGUGCACUGGUGUUAACGCUAGCGACAGGGUCCGUCAUCGUACAAAAUAAACAAGCAAUGAGCUCUUAACGUCACCCCCCUUUAGUGUAACCUUCACGUAAUAUUGUGCCAAAUACCUCUUGUAGAAUUAGCUCCACGAGCAGGACUCACUGCCCAUGAGCCAGGAGUGCGUAGUGUGUUACUAAAAUACGGGUUUCGACGGGGUAGCCGCUGCGGUGGAGUGCCCUCUGAACAAGCUUUGAUACGCAGAAGACUGUUGUAAUUCUGUCCUCUUUUUUUGUUCAGUCUACUUGAUCCACAUCCAUGUGGUGUCCUUUACCGAAUGCUAAUGACAACGAUACCCGUUUGCACCGUAAACAAAAACAAAACAAACAAAAAACUGUACUGAUUUUUUUUGUUUGUUUUUCCUCCUCUGGUCAGUGUAGUUUGUUUUUAGGUAUUAAAAGCAAUACAGGCUGUAAAGUAGAAACUUUGGACGAAUUUAUUUUUUCAAUCGAAAGUACUGAACUGUCUCUGGACUUGUUGUAUCGACGUGUUGAUGUACACGUGUAUAAAUAAUUCUGGCUCGUGAAAAAGGUCCAGUCGUGCGUCGCAGGUUUCCGUGUUGUGUCGUGUUUCUGCGUGUGAAACUGAGCUCUUUUUACCCUCUGUGUUCAUUUUGUAAUAAGCAAUAUGAGUGUGUGUGUGUGUGUGUGUGUGUGUGUGUAAGUCGAACCCCAGACAAGGCUUUAAUAAAGUAGAUAAGGAGCAGCAGGGUCAGCUGGUGAAGUAAACGGUAUAUGGAUAUCUUAGUUUUCCCGGGUUUUAUUUAUUUAUUUUGAUUUUUUUUACACACACACACACACACACACACACUCUUAGUAGCAAGUGUGAACUCAUCCAUCAGGCUGGACAAGCAUGACACAGUGCACGCCAUCAUCUUACUAAAACUCCUUCACACGGACAUUAUGCAAACCUGCCACUGACGGGCCCUAUGCAGUCUCCAAUACCGCAGGACGAGUUUACACUGCACCACCCUAACAAAUCCUUUCUUUCUUUUUUUCUUUCUUAGCGAGGGAUACUUCGACUUGCAGAAAGCCAUUCGAAUAAUAUUCACCAUGUUCCAACACGUGGGAUUAAGGUGUGAUGUCAUGCUUGUGACGCCCUUUCCAUUGGGAGGUGGAAAGUGUUAUUAAGGUGUAUAGAUGUAUUACAGACGACCAUUUUCAUUACAUUUUAUUUUUUCUUUCUUUCUUUCUUUUUUUUUUUUUAAAUGUGACCUUUUAUCCCAAAAGCACAGCUAAUAAAGUGAGGUAUGUUUUAGAAUAUAGAGCAAAAGACAAAAAAAAAGUCAAACAAACAAAAAAAAAAACUUUAGCCAUAAUCGAAUGUCAAGCAAUAAUAUAUAUGGUAUAUUAUUAUUAUUAUUAUUAUUAUUAUUAUUCAUCUUUGUGCAUAGGCUUUGGACACCUGCAUGUAAAUACACCUCUUAUUUAUCACAUUUUGUUUUCUUUUCUCUCUCUCUCUCUCUCUCUCUCUCUCUUUCUCUCUCUCUGAUUAUUUUUGCUUUUUGUUUUCUUUGUAUAUUUGACUAGUUCUGUUCCCAGGUGGAGAACUAAGAACUUCAUAUGGCCUGUAAACUGUACAGCUUGAUUUCCCUCUCUCUUUCUCUCUUUCUCUCUCUCCCCCUUUAGCUUUCUGCUUUUAAUUCACUAUAUUUAAUGUUAUUAUUGAUCACAUGUAUAAAAUUAACUUUGUAACAUCUGUCUGUAUAGGUAAAAAAAAAAAGAAAAGAAAAGAAAAUACUGCUAUUAAGACCUACUCAGUGCAAAUAUUUAUCUGUUUAUCGGAUACAUCAUGCUGUACAGUAUCUCUGUUUUAGUAUACUUCUCUCUUUUAGAGUUAGUUUGAUAGCGCUAGGGCGUGCCGACAUUUAAUUUUUGUGUUAAACUGACGUGUGGUGCUAGGUAAGUUACUUUCGUGAACAAAAAAAAAAUGCAAACUUCUCGACUCAUAGACAAGGCCACUCGAUUAAGUUCAUUCAUUUCACUAAGUAUUGAUGCAUUCUUGAUAUUAGGACUCAAUAAAUGAUAAGAAUAAAGAAUAAUGAUAGUGGUUAAAAAAAAAUCCCUGGCCCAGUACCUGUAUCAGUGUGCUAGGCUGGGGUUUGCGCUCUGGUUUCCUUCUCACUUUAAGACUAUAAGUAAAAGCGGUAUCAUCGAAUUAAGAUGCUAUUAUUAAACGUCGAUUGAUAUUAAAAGAAAAAAAAAUGUUUAAGCUAAAGAAAAGCAGUAUUGUGUCCAUCCGUUUCGAAUUGUGAGAACCACUGGCUAGACUCGCUUAGAUUUAUUUAUUUUAUUUUUUUUGCCAACGCAACAGCGCCUACUGGUACUUUGCUCAGAAAUCCUACGCUGGAAAUAAAAUGGCUUUACGCAGCAGAUACGAGAGAGCUGGACGAUUUCUAAGAAUUAUUGGCAGUCAGGUUUAAACCCUUCUUUUUAUUUUUGGCCUAGACUACAGCUCCGUGCGUAUUUAUUUAUGUGUACGAUGUCACGGUCAGUCAUUUUCUUACCCCAAAAAAUUUAAGCGCACAGACUGUGGCGUAAAGCGUUAGAACGUGCAAGAGGUUGAAAUUGGUCAGUCGCAGGUUCAUAUUUGCUCGAAAUCGUUCAUUUCCUCUGUAGCAAGUAUGACAGCUAUCCUUCGCAAUAAUACACAAACAACACCGCUGAGUGCCUCUCAGUGGUCCGGGAUGCAGAAAUGACGUAGUUUUCACUGUUCGCCGUCGUCAGACGCUCAUGUAUUUGCACAUGUAGGUGAAUUCUAUUCCAAAAUUCUUCACGUCUCUUAUUAUUUUUCUUCUUCUUCUUCUUCUUCUUCUUCUUCUUCAACGUAACUGUUUUGUACUUUUGUUUUCUGACCACGUGAACACCGCUUGUAGUUUAUCCGUCUGUCGCCAACCGUUUCUCGCAGUGCACAGUCGACGUUCCCUUCCUCCUUUACUUUUUCUGCUGGCGUUAAUAUAACCUUGUGGAUGAACAGAAACAUGCAUUCUGAAUCUUUUAUUUUUCAGAUCCUGUUUUUUUGUUGUUUUUUGUUUUGUUUUUUUGCACAUAUUGUAAAGGACAAUAGACAAUCCACUCGGUGUUACCCCCCUAUUUUACAAUACUUCCAGUUUCUGUUGGUUCUUGCAGACGAAUGACUAAUGCAUUGUAUUUUAAGUAUUCACACGUGUAUGUAAGAUAUAUGCAUAAUAGACAUUUUGGAUUUCCUUCCUGUCGUGUGUUUAAAUGUGAGCUCACAGGGGGACUGGGUUUUACUCCACACACAGGCACGGGGAGGGAAAAAUGCCAAGACAAGUUUGUGGUUGUCACGAAUUUUUACAUCACACGUUUGCUACUGAUCUAACCGUGGGGGAGAGAUGAUCACGUACCUUUUUAUCCAGCUCUUUUGAACUCUAUUUAGGAGGUAGUAUCUUCACAAUAAUAGAUUUGCUCCUUCUCUUCUCUUCGUCUAAUUCUUGAAUAUGAAAAAUUAUUAAGUAUUUUGAUUCAUUUUGUAAAUACAGCUGUAAAGAAAAAUAAGAAAUUUAAUGUUGUCUUUUAAAUACUUUUCAUUCUAAUAUGAAUGUUGUUAUAUUGUACUUAGAAACUGUACCUUUAAUAUUACCUUUAUUAAAAGUGCAUUGGACACAUCGAUUUUAGAUGUGCUUUAUGUGCUGUUAUCCCAUAAUAAAAUUUACCGCUUGUA